This is a messenger RNA of Scleropages formosus (Asian bonytongue), 2457 nucleotides long. RefSeq names its product DnaJ heat shock protein family (Hsp40) member B9a (gene dnajb9a). The transcript has 3 exons. Gene Ontology annotation, cellular component: endoplasmic reticulum. Gene Ontology annotation, molecular function: protein-folding chaperone binding; misfolded protein binding. Lineage: Eukaryota; Metazoa; Chordata; Actinopteri; Osteoglossiformes; Osteoglossidae. The coding region runs from base 221 to 892 and encodes 223 amino acids. Gene Ontology annotation, biological process: ERAD pathway. The record is from RefSeq and is a predicted model, not a curated record.
CGUUUCAUAGCCACAGAUCACAACAGCGUCCCACGUUCCGAGUGACAGUGCGUCACGUGAGAGCCCUGUGAACCAAUAGGAUAAGGAUUCGUGGUGCUGCGCUUCUGGAAUGCUGUACCGGGAGGAAUGUCAGUGGUAGUGGCACGCAAACUGUCCGAGGAGUAGCAGUUUAGGGUGAAGCGGAGUCGUCAGAGGCAUCAAAUAGGGGUGGAUCAGCGCCAUGGCUACUGCACACUCCGCGUUGGCACUUGCCGUCUGCAUCCUCAUGAUAACAGAGCUCAUCCUGGCCAGAAAGGACUACUAUGACAUCUUGGGCGUGCCGAGGGAUGCCACGGAACGGCAGAUCAAGAAGGCCUUCCACAAGCUGGCCAUGAAGUACCACCCCGACAGAAACAAGAGCCCCGACGCGGAGGCAAAGUUUAGGGAAAUCGCAGAAGCUUACGAAACGUUAUCGGAUGACAAGAGGAGGCGAGAGUACGACCAGUUUGGGCACGCUUCGUUCCCUGGUGAGGGGAUGAGAGGUGAAAACGGCGGGCCACACUUCCAACAGCCCUUCAGCUUCAACUUUGAUGACAUGUUCAAAGACUUUGACACUUUCAGCCAUAACCGGCAUGCGCGCCAGCACAAGCACUUUGAUAGCCACUUCCGGGCUCACCAGGAAGCCCACGCUCGCCACAAGAGACAUUUUCAGGGCGCCUUCGGCGGGGGCCUUUUUGACGAUAUGUUUGACGACAUGGAGAAGAUGUUCACGUUCCACGGGUUUGAAGGCGCACGCAGGCAUGCGGCACGGACCGAGAGCAGAUUUCACAGCUCCACCAAACAGCACUGCAGAACUGUGACCCAGCGCAGGGGCAACAUGGUGACCACUUACACUGAUUGCUCUGGCUCCUGAAGAUUACAUGAGAGCUCCCUUUCUUCCCACACUCACUAGGGACUGGCUUGUCAGGGUGUAUUUUUUUUGGUAUUAACACAUAAUUUGUCUAUGUUCUGCUGUGACUUGAAUGAGGUUAAUUUACUCAGUGAGGAAAGACUAUAAAACAAGCUUUUUGAAGGCAUGAAACUUGCUCUUGCUUUUGCUUUUUCGUGUUGUGGUUAUUUAAAAAUAUUAGCUGAAAUGACUUUUUGUUGACAUGUAAAAUUAGCAAUAGAUUAUUUUUCCUUCUCAGCAAUAAAGUACAUUCAUUUUGGUAGAUAAUUCAAACAUUUGUCCACAAUUAAUACUGUGUAAAUUUGCUUUCAGUUCUACUGUUGUGAAUCCCUCAGUUUGAGUAAUUUGGUCCUGCUUUCUGUUAAUUUGCCAAAAACAUCUUCAAACACAUUUAGUUGGUGUCGCUGGGAGAUCUGCAGUAUUUACAGGGGAAAAAAGCAAAUAUUUGUAAUGGACAGAUUUGUCUGAAAAUAGUCAAAAAUGGACUGUGGUGUGGAUAUCUAGUGCAGCUUCAGACACUGAGUGAGUUUUGGCCACGUAACAAAAAUCUUUUGAAUGCCUGACAAUUUUAUAUUUGAAAUUUAACUCAGCUGAUGUGUGAUCAACUGAUACUCAAUUCACUAGCUCUCAGGAUGGCUAUAGGGACUAUAUGUGCAUAUAAAGUAAUACACCAACUAAUAACACUUCCUGUAGCCAGUUUCAACUAGUGAUGAUUGUUUUGGAAAACAUCAGAGUACCUGAAGAACUUAAUCUGUGGUGUGUGUGACCUGUCGCUUGCCAAAAUGUGUAAAGCUGUUUUAAAUUCUGGCUUCCAUUGCAAAUUCCUUUUUGGGUGUGAGGUUUUCCUUGAGCAUGAGUGAAAAUGUGCUCAGAAAUGUACUUGUGCUGCACACUCAAUUAUGCUGACUGUUGUAAAUACUCUAUAUUUGAAGAAUAUUUGCUUUGAAAUGUGCAGUGAUACCUCUGUGGCAAAGCAUGGUGGUUAGAAUAUAGUAGAAAUAUACAUCUUUGGUUUGAGGGCAAAGGCAUUAGGAAUUUAUAUUUUAAAAAGUAACACCUGUGUGUGUGCAGUUGUGGGUAAUGUAUCAGCCAGUGUGUUCUGUUACACAAUGUUAACAAUUAUGUAUUAAGAAGAAAGGAUUGUAACUGAAUACUCUUGCCAAUUUUAAUUUGUUGAUUUUAUUUAAUCCCACUCCAAGGAUAUCUUAAUUUUGCACCCUGGUAAUAUGUGGCCACUUGGAUGUAUCUGAAUUGCUCCCUCAUGGUGAAGACCACCUUUAAGCUAGUGGUGUUUUGCCUUAACACACCUACCUUUACCUCAUACAAAUCCUGUAGGUUGGUCUGCCCUCCCUUCUAAUUUAUGUGCAAUAUAUGUAUACAUCUUUUGUCUGCCUUUGUUUGUUGGCCUCAUUUUGUCUGCUAGGGAAUUGUCAUGCACUUUGUGUAUUUUAAUCCUAUGGAUAAGAUUUGUGUAAAUCUUAACAGACCAAGGAUUCAAAAUGGUCUGUUUGUUUAGAAAGAAAUAAACU